Messenger RNA from Botrytis deweyae, 2205 nucleotides. RefSeq lists its product as uncharacterized. The coding region runs from base 1 to 2205 and encodes 734 amino acids. Lineage: Eukaryota; Fungi; Ascomycota; Leotiomycetes; Helotiales; Sclerotiniaceae. The record is from RefSeq and is a predicted model, not a curated record. Gene Ontology annotation, cellular component: mitochondrion. Gene Ontology annotation, biological process: L-phenylalanine biosynthetic process. The transcript has 4 exons. Gene Ontology annotation, molecular function: prephenate dehydratase activity; (3R)-hydroxyacyl-[acyl-carrier-protein] dehydratase activity.
AUGCAGUCCAGAAUCAACUCCUCUAGCAGACCAGCCAUCUCUUUCCUUGGGCCCAUUUCUUCUUAUACUCAUCAGGUACUUGAUCUUCGUUUAAUUCAGUGUCCAGCGCCCUUCAAUUGUCGACAUUAUGAGCAACAUGCAAUUCCAAUAGGACUAACAGAUGACUGUCACCCCCAGGCCGCUCUUGGACGCUUCGAUAAAGAGAAGUACGAGUACCAACCAGCCAUUGGAAUACCAGAUGUUUUCGAGGCUGUUCAAUCGGGCAAAGCAGAGUUAGGUGUUGUACCUUUUGAAAAUUCCACAAAUGGAGCUGUGAUCUUUACCCUAGAACUCCUCGCAGAUCGCCAUUCCUUAUACAAAGAUGUCACAAUAUGCGGUGAAGCCUAUCUUGAUGUUAGUCACUGCCUGUUAGGUUAUGUUUCGACGGCAGAUUCUCCAGUAAUGUCUGGCACUUGUACUCCUACUACAUCCACUCCUUCUCCUGUCAAGCCAAAGACAACGCCGCUAUCUAGUCUCAAUCACAUUCAACGUAUUUACACCCACCCACAAGCAUACGGUCAAUGCGAGGCAUUUCUAGGAACAUACUUGAAGGGGGUUGAGAGACUGGAUGUCAGUUCCACAAGCAAGGCAGCCGAAAUCGUUCAAGCAGAUAAGACUGGUACAAGUGCAGCCAUUGCUAGUUCGCUCGCAGCAGAUAUCCACAAACUGGAUAUUCUGGCAAAAGGAAUUGAGGAUCGUGAUGAUAAUACUACCAGAUUCCUCAUUUUGCGCAAAGGUGUAGAUACAUCUGCGACAAAGGUUGAUGUUGCCGCCAAGUCGAUGGUUACUUUCACUAUUGAUCAUAGGACACCGGGUGCACUCGCAGAUGUACUGGAUUGCUUCAGGAGAUACCAAGUCAAUUUGACAAGUAUUAACAGUCGCCCAACGAAAAUAGUUCCUUUCCAAUACAUUUUCUUCGUUGAGUUUGAGGGAAAUAUUUUCUGCAUAAAACCUGGCAUGAGGUUCUCCAAUUUCUUUUAUUCUCGAUCAUAUGGUCUUCGUACCAUCCAUCGCUCCUUGGUAUCACCCGCGCAUGCUCGAAAAUCUUCUACACAGUCAAUUCUCCACAAGGAACUCACAUCACGCAAGCCCAACAUUAUAUAUGAUUAUUUGUCGCCAACUCCUUCUCAUCUUUUAAAUAUAUCUCUGGCGGACUUCCUUCCACCUACAUGCUACCCUGCUAAUUUCAAAGCCCAAGACCUCACCCUUCCGUACACUACUGCACUCGGACAUGAGCGUAGUGAUACAGCACUUCUCCCCCAGUCGCAUCAUCUAGUCUAUUUCUCUCCGCAAAUUCCUCACAGUGCUCUACUCCCCGAUGGCACAGAUCCUCUGCAGUCCCCAGGGCCGCCAUUUGUGCGCCGCAUGUGGGCUGGUGGGUCUCUGGUUUUCAAUACUACGAGUGGAGAGCAACUCCGUCUUGGUAACAUGCGAGCAGCUUGUAUAGAACGAAUCGUGGAUGUUUCGGUCAAAGGGCGUGAAGGUGACGAGAAAGUGUUUGUAAACAUUGAGAGACGGGUUGGCCUCGCUGAUACUGGAGAGGAACUGCGGAUGAAACCAGAUGCAAAGAGCAGCGCAAUCGCUUCGGGAAAGUGCUCUGUAAGUGAUCGAAAUUACAUGGCCGAUCAACAAUUACUACAACGUCACCAUGUCGAUAAUAACGACAGCAUCGGACAAGCAUCCUUAGUGGAGACGCGGAAUAUCGUCUUCAUGCGGGAGAAAGACACAACUACUGCCAGAGAGGAUUGCGCUAGGCUUCCAAAGAUCUUGAGGCCCACGCGUAAACCAGACUUUGAUGUGCGAAUGACACCUACACAAUCCCUUUUAUUUAGAUUUUCGGCCCUUACAUUUAAUGCUCACGCGAUACACCUGGAUCCCCAAUACUGCCGGGAGUCUGAAGGAUAUAGGAACCUACUCCUUCACGGACCCCUUUCAUUGGUGCUCAUGUUCUCCGUCUUGCGAUCACAACUUCAGCCUGGUGAGAUGAUAAAAAAGUUCAAUUACAGAAACCUGGCUCCACUUUACGCAAAUGAAGAACUAAGAGUCUGUGUGGGGAAGAAUGCCGACAAAAGCAACAAAUACGAAGUGUGGAUUGAAGGAAAGGAAGGCGGAUAUGCUGUCAAGGGGUCUGCGGUUGUUGGACCCCUUGACACUGGUGAUAGCUAG